Molecule: messenger RNA, 2219 nt
Organism: Chenopodium quinoa (quinoa)
Lineage: Eukaryota; Viridiplantae; Streptophyta; Magnoliopsida; Caryophyllales; Amaranthaceae
Product: non-structural maintenance of chromosomes element 4 homolog A-like
Exons: 7
Coding region: 533-1654 (373 amino acids)
Biological process (GO): DNA repair
Cellular component (GO): nucleus; Smc5-Smc6 complex
Source: RefSeq, a predicted model, not a curated record
GUUGUUGAAAUAAAAAUAUUUAUAAAUUUUGUUAAAUCUGUGCAUUGCACGGGACCAUAAACUAGUAUUGCUAAAUAGUCAUUUGUAAAAAACAAAAAUAUAAUAAAAUAAAUGAAUGCCAAUUAGUCUAAUACUUCAAUGGGUUAAAGUUUCGAAAUGAUCCAUUUACAUAACCAGUCCAAUUCAGGUUAACCAAUCCAAACUCUGGGUUGCUCAAGGCCUCAAGUACUAACCGAAAAGAUGAGCGGGAACUUAACCCUCCAAGUUCAGUUAAAAAAUUCCAAAUUUAUUUUCUUUUCCCUCCUCGUAGAAAAAAAAAAAGUUGAAAAGUUUAUCCAAUCCAAAAAUAAAAAUAUUAAAACAGUCGUACAGUAGUACUACAAUAUAAAAACCCUAAAGCUUUUAACACAAGCCAGUAACUUCCUCUAAAACAAAAAUUUCACCCAAAUUCUCUUCCUCUUAUUCCCUCCAAUUUUUCUUUAUUCUAUUAAUUAUAAUAGUUUUCUGAUUAUUACUUAAUUAAUCAAGUUUUAUGGGUAAACGGGUGCAAAACAUGGCCGUUGAUCAUCCUGAGUUUCGGUCAGUAAAAGCCGAAAAGGUGAACCGAACCGACCAUUUUCAAGUGCCACCACCAAAACGACGCCGUUCUGAUCGGCCACGUGGCGGCGGUGAUGAACCGGUGCAGAAACCGGCGGUUGACCGCCGAGUUAUCCGGUCUCACUACGCAUACUACAAAAAUCUCAUUCAUGAGGAGAAGGAAGAAUUAUGCAAAGGAGAUUCGAAUAGGUUCCAGAAAAUAAUUAGAGAAGUUGACGAUUUAUAUGAUAAUGUGACAACUACAAGAGAGCAAGUAACGGAUGCAGAGACACUGCUAGACAUGGCCAACACCUUAGUGACCACUGCAAGGUCAUAUUCCAAAGAUGGCCUAACCCCAUUUGAUUUCAUAACCUCUUUGGUUCGCGACUUUGGAGUUGUUGAUGGAAGGAAAGACGAAAAGGACUGUGCUUCGAUCAAAUGGAAUGCCAUUGGUGUGCUUGUCUGCCCCAUUUUCAAAAAUGCUCAAGGCUGUUCUACAAUGACUGGACUGAUGAAAACUCAGAUCAAGCCAAGAAAGGCUAUUGUUCGAAAGAAACGAACAAGGGUUACUGGAAGUGCUGCUAAGCCUGAAGAGGUGGAGAACUCUGGUUCAGACCACAAAAAGGACACAGAUAAGAACAUGGCAACCAUGUUUAACAUCUUGAAGAGUAAAAGAAGUGUCUGCCUCGAAAACUUGAUUCUGAACAGGAAUUCAUUCGCACAGACUGUUGAGAAUUUGUUUGCUUUGUCUUUUUUGGUAAAAGAUGGGCGUGCUCAGAUUACUGUUAAUGAUAAUGGGACUCAUCUUGUUUCACCAAAGAAUGCUCCUGACUCGAGUUCAGUGACUUCCAAGGAAGUUUCAUACAACCACUUUGUCUUCAGAUUUGAUUUCAAGGACUGGAAGCUGAUGGCGGAUUCAGUGCCAACUGGAGAAGAACUAAUGCCUCAUAGGUACCAAGCGAGUGUUCCGCUGUCUCAGGCAGACACAGUGCCAAAUCUUACUCCAGUUGCAAUUCCGACUUCACCAACAACAAAAGCUCGAAGUAGUGGAGGAGGAACCAUGGUUGUAGAGCUCUAGCAGCAACAUUCUGAUCCUGGCUGACUGAUCAUUCAGUGCAAAUAGUUAUUAACAACUAACAAGCAUAGUUUUGGAAGCAUUUUUUGUGCAGUGGCAUGUUUAUGAGGGUGCCAAUAUGUAUUUUAGAUGGACUAGUAACUCUGUAAGUAUAAUCAUGUGCAGAGGAGUAACAUAUUGUAAUGAAUCUAGUUUUAAGAAGCAAGUAAUGAUUAUUUUGAGGUAAACUUUAGACUUCUGAUUUUUUGAAUUAUUGGGAAAAGUUUAGAGUAAGCAAUGUGUUUUUUUUUUUCUAAUUGCUUCUUCCAAUCCUCAAUCACACAUGAUUAGAAUUGGACUUGGUUAUUGGCUGGUCGGAUUGGAUCAAUGAGGGUUGCUAUCAGGUUGCCUUAAAAGGGUCAAAAUAGGUGGGGUUGAUAUAGGUGUUAACUUCAAAACUUUAUACACUCAAAGAUAAAUUGGUUUUAAUGAUUUAAACUUUGACGGUUUAUCUUUAAAAUAUUUCCAAAUUUCGAUUAUAUUGGAAUAAUUUCAAUUUACCUAUGUUUUUUUAAUAGUCCCAACCAAU